GCGAGAGAGGGACUUAAGGCCCGGCUGGUAGUGGGGGAAAAGCUGCAGCGCGCAGCGAAGCUAUCUGAAUGCCCGGCGGUGAGUUUCAGCGACAGUAAGCGAGAAGAUACCAUGACGCGAUCACCUACACCGGCUCGGUGCUGCGGCCGCUCCUCGCUGGGCCUUCUAGUCACCACCGCGGUGCUUCUCGUCGCUGCGCAACAAUGCAGCGCCGCGUACUACGGGAAACUCAUUGGCAAGCUAUCUCAACUUCAUCACGGAGUCAGCGGCGAAGUUUACGCAGUCGAUGCCAGGACGCUCUUCAUCAAAGACUUUACGUACGACGGCGAAGGGCCAGCCGCUUACUUCUACGCCGGCCACACGAAGAUCGUCGGCAACAACGGAUUCAAGGUCCGGGAUGAGCGCGGAACGACGAACGUCCUCAAGCGCUACAGGAAGAAGGACAUCACCCUGACGCUUCCCGAGGGCAAGACCCUGGCCAACAUCAAGUGGUUCUCCGUCUGGUGCGACGAGUUCGCCGUGAACUUCGGCGACGUGAAGAUCCCUCGCAACUUCGACUACCCGAGGCCGCAGAAGCUUGAAGGCUUGAGUGGUAUCCAUGGGGUCAGCUCCGAACCGGCCGUCGUCGUCGACGCCCAAACCCUUCUCAUCCCGAGCUUCAGCUACGACGGCACCGCUCCAGACGCCAAAUUCUGGGUGGGCGCGGGUCCGUCACCUUCUCCCCAGGGUAUCCGCGUACCCGACGAGAACGGCAAGGAGGUGCCGCUUCGCCGCUACGACCGCAAGACCAUCGUCCUCACACUACCCGGUGACCUGACCGUCCACCAGCUCGGCCACUUUGGAGUCUGGUGCGAGGCCUUCGCCGUCGACUUCGGACACGUCCAGAUCCAGCAGGGCCUCAACGUACCGCCUUCGCUCAAGAUGCUGGGCAUCUCGCCACAGAAUGCGCGCGGAGGGCAGGGACAGGGCUUGACACCGGCACACUCACACAACGUCCAAGAAACCUCACAGCUGGCGGCUCUCGCUCAGAGCAGCCUGGCGCUCCAGCAGCAGCAUCAAGACCAGCACCAGUACCGGCGUCCGACGACGUACCGGCCUCUGCUCGUCCAGCGCCGAGACGGUCCAGCUCCUGGGACAUCCGACGUCCAGAUCGUCCCGGCGCUGGACUACAGAGUGCCGCUGCUGGCUGCCGAUGGCAUAGUCGCCAGGCUGCACCAGCUGAGGGCUAACGUACAGGACGACGGGGAGUUGAUCGGUUACACGGGCUUGCAGCAGCCCAGCCUCGCUCAGAGGAGGGUCGACAGAGGUGGUGUGGCCCAGAGUCAACCGGUUCAGGCUCACGCCAGGUUCCAGCAGUAUCAGGGCAGGCAGAAGCUCGAGAGCUACCGCGUGCAGUAUUAAGGGACUGUGCGAGCGAGUGGAUCGGUUGGGAAACCGUUGAGAGUGGAAGGGGUCGUUGUCGCGCGUGUGUGUUCGGCGGAAGUAUCGGAAAACCGUCAGAGGAGUCUUCCCCAUCGCGAGCGAGCAAUUCGUUUUCCGCUGAGAAUUUUACGCCGGCACAGCUGGGCUGCUUCGUGUACGUCUAUACUUUUCCGGGGGGCAAACUUUGGGGGAAGCUCGAUGAAAGGGAUGCUGCACAGGGAAGUAUAUAUUGUUGUUCAAACGAACCCAAAUUUUAAAAAAGGGAAAUUUCAAUUGGAUCAGCCGCGUACAACUAGACACUCGUGUAAAGACGCGCGAGUCGUUUUCCUUUUCCUCGAGUAGCGAAACCGCACGCGAAAUGUGUCUCCCGGCUUUUCAAUUAACAUUCCAGUCUCGCUUUUCCCACGAGCGUCAAAGUCCAGAACUUGAAUUUUAGCUCCCUUCCUUUCCGCGCUGCUUUCCCUUUUGUGUACAUUUAUUUAGCGCAGAGUGCUAAUUCAUCGGACACGACUACUAUCCUUUUCUGCGUCUCGUAAAAAACGAAAGUGUAUUGCUUACGCAGUGUGUUCCAGUUUUUGGUUUGUGAAUUCACUUCCACUUCGCGAUUCGGAGAAACGUAUAUGCGAAUCUUGUUGGAAUCUAAGUGAAGAUCCUUACGGCGGCAAACCCAUCGGCCUUGCUGGCACCGCAGAAUGCGGCGCUGAUUAUUAAUAGGGUCUCGGGGCGACACCGUAGCAAAAACCGGCCGCGGCUUUACUUAUCUCGCGACGCGAGCUUACACGCAGCGAGUUUUUACGCUUGUGGGACAUUCAUCAUUCGUUUUAUGAUCAGGCGGUUGAUGAUUUUGAGGUGACAAUGACACUUUUGUUCUCAGCGGUUUUUUUUUUACAGAGGGUGGUUCAAAACUUUUAAUUGUCUUCUAUAUAUUCUCAGUAUUAUAAGGUUUAUUCAAAGAAAACCUUUGACGUAUUUUUUAAACUUAAUUUUUCACGAUUAAAAGCUCCUUCGCAUACCCGUACAUAUUUCCAGUGUAAAAUCCGUUAUUAAACGUUAACACACCGCUGACUCGAAUAACCUACAUAUCAAGCUUAAUUAAUAAAUUUGCGCGUUUUUUUUUUUUUUUUGGAUUUUCAAGUUGAUAUAAUCAAUGAUGUAUUUUCAGUAUUUAUUUUCGUUAGAACUCAUAUACACAGCUUUUAUCGGAAAACCCAGGAAAAUCAGGAUAAUUAGAGUUUAUUGAUAAAACAUGCAUCGGAAUAGAGCAAAAUGUACACGCAAACUCUUCGCGUCCAAUAUAACAUUAUACAAGCUUCCAUCGAAUUUCGAUUUGUAUACCUUUAUAGAACAGUAUGGCUAAAAUCCGCAAGUCACGCCUAUCUGUGACUAAAUCAGUCCUUUUUUGCACCGUAUUUAUCACACUCGCUACGCUCGUGCGCUAACCUC
Molecule: messenger RNA, 2865 nt
Organism: Nasonia vitripennis (jewel wasp)
Lineage: Eukaryota; Metazoa; Arthropoda; Insecta; Hymenoptera; Pteromalidae
Gene: Skeletor
Product: protein Skeletor, isoforms B/C
Exons: 7
Coding region: 112-1401 (429 amino acids)
Source: RefSeq, a predicted model, not a curated record